This is a messenger RNA of Trichophyton rubrum CBS 118892, 675 nucleotides long. RefSeq lists its product as uncharacterized. Bases 163 to 642 code for a protein of 159 amino acids. The transcript has a single exon. The record is from RefSeq and is a predicted model, not a curated record. Lineage: Eukaryota; Fungi; Ascomycota; Eurotiomycetes; Onygenales; Arthrodermataceae.
GUGGUUUGCUGCUCCCUGCACCCGAUAUCAAAGAAGAACUCCAUGCAUUAGUUAACGAAACGAGGCUGACCGCGGCCAGCUAACUAAAACGCAAAAACAUGCAAGAAAAGAAAAGAAAAAGCAUACUGGAAGCAGAGAAUAUGAUCGAUCGAAGCCGCGUGCAUGAGGCGUGUGAUCUGGAUCCAGCCCCAAGUGCCAUUUACCAGACAUCAGGGUUUGGUAGCCUGCAUCCCGCAAGAGCUCCGACAGGGCGACGACUCGGUCGUUCAAGUAGCCUUCAUACCCAGGCUUGCCGCGCUGGAACUCGGUCUGAUUCUCGCUCAUCGUCCCCAGGCCGGCGAUGUCUACACGGUGGAGGGGGCGCGCGGGCUGCCUGUCAGUCUUUCUAUCCCACUAGGGGGUCAUCGUUGCAUAUACGGAGCGAAUGGUUCAGGGGUUCAGCAUGUAUUUACGGUUAUCAGUGCCAGAGAGCAGCAUCGAACGCGUGGGCGAGCAGGCAGCCGCUGCGUGGAAGUCUGUGAAUCGCACUCCUCCGUUGCCGGCGAUGCUGUCGAUGUGAGGUGUCUUGAUCUCGCCGCCGAAGCAGCCUGCAUCCGAGAAGCCCAGGUCAUCGGCGACAAUCACAAGGAAAUUCGGUCGUGAAGCCAUCUUCUUGCGUCUCGUUGCUUUUCUGGC